AUGCAACUAAGGGGGGAAACCAAAUCCCCAAAAAAUUCAAGUACCCCGCCUUCCCCAAAAAUCAAACCUCACAAUAUCUUUCACGGAGUCGGCGAUUGGGGGUCUACGACUCCUCAAACUCGAAACACCGAUGAUUUUAAGGCUUUUCAUGUCCCCGAUAUCAAAGAAGAACUAGGGUUUUUACUUUUUAUGCUCCGGACCUCACAAGUGCGCACCCAUGAAGUGGGGAUUUUAUUAGCCAAUCGCAUUCAUUUUCACUAUUAUUGGUUCAUUAGCCAAUCGCCAACCACUGCUCACAGAACUUGGCCGUCGUCAGUUUACGCCAACAAUGUGUCUGAAUACAAUAUCGUCAUUGGAUCUCUCACUUAUCAAAGAAGGUAUGUCUCUCGCCACGCUUUUUCCAUUUCUUACUUAAUCAACAACAGCACACCCUUUUUCACUCCACUCUUUCUCUUUCUACAAACAACCAAGAAGCAGCAGCAACAACACAAGAAAGAUGGGCGAAGGAAAAGGCUCAUCCCUAGUUCAUCUUCUAGUUAUCAUCUUAUGCUUAGUUGCUUUUGGUUUCGCCAUUGCCGCCGUAGCAUCGUUGAAGGAGCCAUGGAACACUCGUACAGCUACUAUUCUGGUUGUAAUGGGACAGACCAUGCUUCUGGAGCUUAUAUCUUCUGUCCUAAUGCCACAUUUCCAAUAAAAUCUCAAGGGCAGAAAGCUUUUACUAGGUUUAGCAAGGUGGCAGCCUGA
Lactuca saligna is the source of this 744-nucleotide messenger RNA. The record is from the annotation of a GenBank genome assembly. Lineage: Eukaryota; Viridiplantae; Streptophyta; Magnoliopsida; Asterales; Asteraceae.